Molecule: messenger RNA, 745 nt
Organism: Peromyscus eremicus (cactus mouse)
Lineage: Eukaryota; Metazoa; Chordata; Mammalia; Rodentia; Cricetidae
Exons: 4
Coding region: 57-635 (192 amino acids)
Cellular component (GO): mitochondrion; mitochondrial crista; respiratory chain complex IV
Source: RefSeq, a predicted model, not a curated record
UUGCAGGGAUUAAAAGUCUUAGUCUGAGACUCAAAGCCCAGACUUGGUGCCUGUUAAUGUGCGUGCGCUCGAGCGCACGGGUCCCCCCAGGGGGCGUCCCGCAAAGAAGAGGGGGAGGGGCAUCCACUGACCCCACCCCCACAUUACAGAGGGAUCCUAUUGGCUGGGGCUCCCUGGGGGCCAGCCAAUCCGCCCUGAGGGUCGUAUUCUUCCUGCGCUUUGGGGACCAGCCCUCACUCCUCCAGCUAAGCGCAGCGGUGGACUCCCCCGCAGCCCUGCUGUCCAGCUUCGUUCGUCCUCAUCAGUCUGGUGAGGGCAAGAUGCCGACCUUUCCGUGGAUGUUGGAUGUUGAAGCCCAGAUGCCCCCUCCGGGCGAAUGGAAAACGCCCCCCUUCGACCCGCGCUUCCCUAACCAGAACCAGACGCGUAACUGCUACCAGAAUUUUCUGGGUGAGACCGUUUGGGCCAGGCCCUCUGCAGACUACCACCGGUGCGUGAAGAACAUGAGCCGCCGCGGGAAGAACACACAGCCCUGCGAGUACUAUUACCGCGUGUUCCAUUCCCUGUGUCCCAUCAGCUGGGUGCAGCGCUGGACCGAGCAAAUCAAGCAGGGGACUUUCCCGGGCAAAAUCUGACCGUGCACUUGAGCGCUGCUCCCCUGGAGGCUUCAGCCCCCAGUGACCUCCGUCCUCUGACCAAGCCCCACUCUGUCUCUACGCCACAAAUAAAGUUAUGGUGCUGCUAA